AUGGCUUCUUUAAGAACCUCUUUACGGUCUCUUGCCCAAACUCCUCGCCGGUUCUACUCUGGAGCUCCUACUCCGGCAGCAAAGCUGAACCUACCUAUUGACUACAAAACCACCCCCAUUUUACACCACACUUCAUCAUCCUUGUCAAAUACAUCAGAGUACCCGGCAGGUGCUACAAGUAAACGACUUAACCUCUACCAAGCUAUCAACUCAGCACUACGGACAGCACUAUCCAAAUCCGAUCGAACAAUCGUUUUUGGCGAGGAUGUUGGAUUUGGGGGUGUUUUCCGAUGCUCGAUGGAUCUCCAAACAGAAUUUGGGUCAGAUCGAGUGUUCAAUACCCCCUUGACAGAACAAGGUAUUGCGGGUUUUGCAAUUGGGGCAGCAGCGGAAGGGAUGAAACCUAUAGCUGAGAUCCAAUUCGCCGACUACGUAUUUCCAGCAUUCGAUCAGAUUGUGAAUGAAGCGGCCAAGUUUCGGUAUCGAGAGGGUGGGACAGGCAUCAAUGUCGGGGGUCUUGUCAUCCGCAUGCCGUGUGGUGCGGUUGGACACGGUGCUCUGUACCACUCUCAAUCCCCAGAAUCGCUCUUUGCGCAUAUUCCUGGUUUGCGAGUAGUCAUGCCACGCUCUCCUGCUCAAGCAAAAGGACUUCUUCUGUCUUCUAUCUUCGAGCACAACGAUCCGGUGAUCUUUAUGGAACCCAAGAUCCUCUACCGUGCAGCCGUGGAAUAUGUCCCGAAUGAAUACUACACCAUCCCGCUCAGCAAGGCUGAGGUCAUCAAACCUGGUAAGGACUUGACCGUCAUUUCAUAUGGACAGCCUCUUUACAUGUGCUCUUCUGCUAUCUCCGCCAUUGAGAAGACCAUGCCCGGUGCCAGUGUGGAACUGAUUGACCUACGAACUAUAUAUCCCUGGGAUAGGCAAACCGUCAUCAACAGUGUCAAGAAGACGGGUCGAGCCAUUGUCGUGCAUGAGAGUAUGAUCAACUAUGGCGUAGGUGCAGAGGUUGCAUCCACAAUACAAGAUAGUGCUUUCUUAUGUCUUGAAGCCCCCGUUAAGCGAGUUGCUGGGUGGAGCACACAUACUGGGCUGAGUUACGAGCAAUUCAUCCUGCCUGAUGUUGCAAGUUAG
Penicillium expansum is the source of this 1131-nucleotide messenger RNA. RefSeq names its product Transketolase, C-terminal/Pyruvate-ferredoxin oxidoreductase, domain II. Gene Ontology annotation, molecular function: catalytic activity. The record is from RefSeq and is a predicted model, not a curated record. The coding region runs from base 1 to 1131 and encodes 376 amino acids. The transcript is spliced from 2 exons. Gene Ontology annotation, biological process: branched-chain amino acid catabolic process; response to nutrient. Lineage: Eukaryota; Fungi; Ascomycota; Eurotiomycetes; Eurotiales; Aspergillaceae.